Messenger RNA from Osmia lignaria (orchard mason bee), 2951 nucleotides. NCBI's taxonomy places the organism in Eukaryota, Metazoa, Arthropoda, Insecta, Hymenoptera, Megachilidae. The record is from RefSeq and is a predicted model, not a curated record.
CCAUUUCUAUCAAGCAGCCCCCUUAACCUCUUUGAAUCAGAGAGCCACUUCCGCUAUGACUUGACGUUAGCUACAAGUGGCGUCGGACACAUGGACACCGUAAGUUUGUCAACGUGAAAUGAAUCAUAAAUUUUUCUCUUUGGAAAAGAUGUAGAAGUAUACAGGUUCCCGAGUAUUACAAUUUACUUGAUGCGAAUAAUCAAGGAAAUUCUUUCGCAAGAAAAGAGAUAUUAAUUAUUAAGUAAAUCCUCUCGAUUAAUCUAAAUUAAAAUUUUUAUGGAAUACGCUAUCGAAUACGGCAAGAAGUAAUCAACGUUGAUUAAUAAAUGCCUGGAGUUUGUCCUCGUUGUAACCGCGAGGUUUACUUCGCAGAAGAGAAAUUGGCUCUUGGAAAAGUUUGGCAUACAUUUUGCUUUUCUUGUUGUAAUUGUCGAAAAUUACUCAACAGUUGUAACGUGGUGACCUAUCUCGGUGAAUUAUUUUGCAAGAGUUGUUACGUUCGUUUGGCUCCGUCGAUUACGAAUCAUGAAAUUAAAGGAACAUCGCAAUUGCUUGGAACCUUAACAUUUUCGAACCAGGAAUCGAAUGGUUAUUGCUGUCCGGUAGAAAACUCAAUCGGUAACGCAUCAUUAAACAGAGAACAACAUUACCAAACCGGCAAGUGUAGACUUCGCGGUGGUGGUAGCGAAGUCGAGGAGACAAACGUUUGUCUUGACGAAGAGAAGAAACAUUUCUUAGAAAACGAGUACGCAAAUGUAGGUAUUGUCAAUUCGAUGACAACAAUUUGUGAUCCUCCACCUAGUCCUACUGCAGUGACUACAUGGUACAAUCGGCAGCAUUGCAAGCUUCGCAGUACGCUGUCUUUGGAGUCCCAGAAGAAUAACGCUGUCGCGAAAGAUUACCGCGAACGAUCCGAAGUGCAGGAAGCAGAAAGCAAUCAAUCAGAGCUGAAAACUGCGUUUAGUAAUGAUGAAGUCAACAUUACAGAGGCUCUGCUAAGCGCAGACAAAACUCGAGUGACAUCUAUCAGCCGGAAUAAAAAAAUUAACAAAUACGAUCCUGUAUGCGAAUUUAGUGGGAAUAGCAUCACUAUUCCGUCGAGACGAAAAUUUGCGUAUCCGCCAGUACCGCCGCCUCGCAGUCCGCUGCCUUCCCGACGACGAGUCUCCUUCUGCGACGUCGUCUUCGGGGACACGCGCGGAAACGAACAGAAUUGUAUCAUGAAAAUGCAGAAUGCACAUCUAAGGCCCUGUUGCAAUAAUAACGAGGAAUAUACUUAUGACAUUUGGCAAGCGGACGACACGGCCGGUAAGAACCACGGCGGAUACGAAAAUGUCAAAAUAAAUCAUACCGAAGACACUGGCAGAAUGCAUUUUGAAAAAAGCACGUCGGAUUGUUGCGACGGCGAAGAAGAUUCAUCGAGUAAAUGCAAUGAGCUCGAGAAGAACCGAGGACAAGAUCGUUGCGCCGGUAAUACAGAGUUGCACCCGUACAGAACAAUGAACGAUAAAGAUGGAUCAUCGAAGGAAGAAACGAUUACGUGUACUCAUCAAAGUGGUCCGAAUUCGUCGAAUGAUCUUGACGAUAGCGAACGUAUGCGAGGAGGAUGUGGUGGACCAUGCGGCCCUCGUCCAAGGAUUCUAUGUGGAACGCUUAAACCCGUUGAAACUAUUUGCCAUUGUACUAAAAGAGAACCGGAACCAUGUCGCACUGUUGUUACAUCUUGUGCUUGCUCGUCACCGUGUAUCGACAGACGUGGCUGUUGUCCAUCGGUGACCGAUCGACCGAUAUGCAAAAAACCGAUUAUCAGAUGUCGUCAACCAUGCACGGUAGAAUCUCCAGGUUGCGGCAGUGGAGGAUGUUGUGGAAGUGGUUGCCGAGGUGGUUGUGGAAAACCUGGACAAACGUGUUUGCCCUCUAGACAAUGCGCGAUACCACCUUGUCGACCUUGUUCGCCUUGUUCUUCACCUCGACCCUGUCCUCCGCAACCGAUUUGCUGUUGCCGAAAAUGUGGAAACUGCUGUGGAAGCGGCGGUGGCACGAGUUGCUGUCGGCCGAAAAGUCCGGUAUGUCGAGUGAGAAGUAGAAGAUGUUACAGUUCUGACAGAGCAGAAUGUGCCGACGGAGGAUGUUGCCGGCCGAAAUCUGGUUGCGAGUGUUUAGGCGGCGGUCUUGAUUGCCAGCGCUGUGGCCGGAAAGUGUAUCAGGCUGAAAUGCAGAUUGUAUCCGGUAUACCGUUUCACAACAUAUGCUUCAGCUGUUACUGCUGUAGAAAACCCUUAGAAUCCUUAACGUACCAAGAAAACUGCGGAGAAAUUUAUUGCAAACAAUGUUACGUUCGAAAUUUUGGGCCACAAGGAUAUGGGUACGGUGUAGGACCAGGCGCAUUACAAACUCCCAUGUGAAGCCAACUAAAUAUUUAACAAAUUUUAUCUAUGGAUUUGCAGAUAAAAUGGGCAGAAAGCAGGACAAGACGAAUGGUUGUAUUUCUUUGCUGAAAAUAAAAAUCAUGCGAGGAGGAUCGUACACUUUGCGAAAUGGAAGGAAAGGGAAUAAGACGAGACGGGCCCAGGUAGUUUUAUUGGUAAAAAUAAAGAUAGAAAACAAAAUGGAAAAACAGAGUUGAAUCCUAUGAAAUACAGAGAAUGAAAGGAGAGCGAGACGAAGGAAGAAAGAAUGAGUGGUUGGUUUAUUGAGUCUCUCCUCUUAGUGGAUUGCGGAACGCGGAACGUACGCGGCACUGUUGGGUAGAGGGGCGUUUAUAUAGCUUUCAAGCGCAGGAGCUUAAUCUAAUUUCAAAUAUAAAUCUGUUCUCUCCCCGUUUUCUCUCUCUCUUUCUCUUUCCUCCUUCGUUUCCUUCCUCGGACGGCCCCCCAUCCAUAUAGCAGCAUGCUCGCCAGCUUAUAUUAUCCACCCGGCUACGAAUAAUCUCCUUCGCUCUACCUAUUAAC